CAGAAGGCACCGCGUCCCUGCCGUUCUCCUCAACUGGCGGCGGCGGGAACGAAUAGUCGCCGGCGACCUGUGAGGGCACUCGGAAGGGCGAGGGGAGGGCUCGGCCGCUCACGCCUAGUUUUUCUAUCUCUCCCGGAGCCUGAGUCUCUGAGCCGUCCCCAGCAAACGCUCAGGGGCUGCAGAGGCCCCGAGAGGUGAGGGGCUCCGUGAGGGCGGGAACCAGGCUGAGGCCGCCUCUGGGGAGCGGAGCGUGUCCGUUGCUGAGGGAGCAAGGCCGGGUAGGGAGCCUGGUGAGCGCCUCAGGCAGGAGCGCACGCUGAGCUUUACGGUAAAGGUGUUCCUUGACCAGCGGAAGAGACCCCAGAGUGAGCCUGGCCCGGCGGGCCUUAGUGGGAUGUCGCCUGCCGCUCUCAGCAGAGCUUUGACGGCGGAGAGGAGUCGGCAGGCGGUGUGUGGACACCACCUCGGCCUUGCGUCUGCUCCCCGGGAGAGUCACCAACCGCCUCCCCGCCCAAAGGGCACCGGAGGGAGCUUCGGUUCGAGGGGUACAGUAUGGCCAGAUUCAGUGACCAACCUGCUUCUAGGCAGAUGUCCUCGGUAUUGACCCCAGAUUUCCUGUCUUCUAGCCCAUUGCUCUUUCUCCAAGCCUGAUUUAACUUCUUCCUGCUUGGCUCUCUGGCAGAUUUCCUCUAGUAAGAGGUGGCUCUGGAGGCCCCGCGAAACCAGUGUGGUGUGUGAUUGCAAGGCAUGAUGGCUGCAAAAGUGGUUCAUAUGCCCCCAAAGCCAAAGCAGUCCUUUAUACUGAGAGUUCCGCCAGACUCCAAGCUGGGCCAAGACCUACUUCGAGAUGCCACUAAUGGGCCCAAGACCAUCCACCAGCUAGUGCUGGAGCACUUCCUCACCUUCUUGCCCAAGCCAAGCCUGGUCCAGCCCACUCAGAAAGUCAAGGAGACCUUGGUUAUUAUGAAAGAUGUGAGCUCAAGCCUUCAGAACAGAGUGCAUCCUCGUCCCUUGGUGAAGCUUCUGCCCAAAGGAGUCCAAAGGGAACAAGACACAGUGUCUCUGUAUUUGAAAGCUAACCCUGAGGAGUUGGUGGUCUUUGAGGAUUUGAAUGUAUUUCACUGCCAGGAAGAAUGUGUGAGCUUGGAUCCUACUCAACAACUCACCUCAGAGAAGGAAGAUGACAGCAGUGUCGGGGAGAUGAUGUUACUGGUCAAUGGCAGUAAUCCUGAAGGUGAAGAUCCUGAGAGGGAACCUGUAGAAAAUGAAGAUUAUAGAGAAAAGUCUUCAGAUGAUGAUGAAAUGGAUUCUUCCUUGGUCUCUCAGCAGCCUCCAGAUAAUCAGGAAAAGGAAAGACUAAAUACCUCCAUUCCACAAAAAAGGAAAAUGAGAAAUCUGUUAGUUACCAUUGAGAAUGAUACUCCUCCAGAGGAUCUCUCAAAAUAUGUAGACAUCAGUAUUAUUGCACUUACUCGAAAUCGGAGGACAAGGAGAUGGUACACUUGUCCACUGUGUGGUAAACAGUUUAAUGAAAGUUCUUACCUCAUUUCCCACCAGAGGACCCACACUGGAGAAAAACCCUAUGACUGUAGUCACUGUGGGAAAAGCUUCAAUCAUAAAACAAACCUCAAUAAACAUGAGCGAAUUCAUACAGGAGAGAAACCUUAUUCCUGUUCUCAGUGUGGAAAAAACUUCCGUCAGAAUUCUCAUCGGAGUCGUCAUGAAGGAAUCCAUAUAAGGGAGAAGAUAUUUAAGUGUCCAGAAUGUGGGAAAACCUUCCCAAAGAAUGAGGAGUUUGUGCUUCAUCUGCAGAGUCAUGAGGCUGAGAGACCAUAUGGUUGCAAAAAAUGUGGGAGAAGAUUUGGUCGGCUGUCAAACUGUACCCGGCAUGAGAAAACCCACUCAGCCUGUAAGACCCGAAAGCAGAAGUAAUACUGGGAAAGGGGUCUGAUGGUGCUGCCUCAACCUGAGAGCUUUCAUAAGUAGUUCUGAAUUCCCAAGCUGUCUAAAAAGAUAUAAAUAUGUAAAAACCUCAUUAUUGCCAAAAUUGGAUAAAUGCCCAUCUUAGCUAAAACCUCAAAUUGCUAGAAAAUUCACAGGGAAGAAAACAUUUCAAGGGCUAUACCUCAGCAUCUAGGCUUUUUGGACUAAGGAGCUUUCCUUUUUGAAGUUACAUGAUAAUGUACAGGUCACAGAUCCCCUUUCCCAACACUUUGAAGAUGAAUCUGGAGUCUGCUUACUUGCAAGGCAAAGAGUGACUCGUGUCUAUUGAAAGUAUAUCCAUUUUCCCCGCACAUGGUGAUUCAUACUUGAGAAAUAGUGUAAAGAUGCUUAUCUGGAACUGUGUUCUGGUGAAAGAACCAAACUUCUGGCUCGUUGAGCCAACAGCUUCUGAUAGCAAUUCAUAUAACCCUCUAAGAACACCUGUUUAUUAAGUCUUGAGUGUUGAAAGGAAUUGUUUACUUUGGAAUAUAGGAAAACAAUUGAAUGUCAGACUUUCAUUUGUAUGUGGUCUAAAUUUGCAAUCAAUUUCAAUAAUAUUUGCAAUUUGUGAUAAAAUUGACUUUUACAGAUUCCUUUUCACAACACGAUUUAAGUGUCUUACUGUUCUUACUGUAUUUUGUUCAGCUGUUGAUCUCUCUAGCAGCCGUCUCAUGCCUCUCCCUUGCUAAAAGAAGUUUGGAUUACUCAGGCAGGGCCAUCCAGCCCCACCACUAGAAAAGCUCUUCAGAAUCUUAUCCCUCUCUUGAGCCCAGAUCUCAUGUGCUAGGAAGGAAACCCCAAGACCCAGAGAGGAGGGGUCAACCUGGAGGCAGGAAAAAGUUGGCUUGGAUCCAUGUCUCAUCAAUAACCUUACCAUAUGCUUAGGUCCCCUCUAUGCUGUCAUCAGACCUUUGGCAAUAGGGUGGUCACUACCUCACAAGGCAAAGUGUCGUAUAAUUAGAAAUUACGUCUCUAGUGGUUAGCUCACAUUGCCCCUCAAGAGACAGGUUUCCAGGUGUCUUCAUUGUAGUGGGUAUUCAUUGUCUUCAGCCUCUUGAUAUCCAUACCUUCCUGUCCUCUGCCUAGAAGCAAGGCCAGCGGUGCCUUUACGGGACUGAUCCUGUGGUGCGUUUUAGGGAUUCUUGAUCAGUUUUGCUUGCUUUAGGUUUCUGAAAGUUAUACAUUGAUGUUUUGAUUGGAAUAAAGAAAUCCUGUAAGCUAUUUGGGAAAAAUUAUAGUUUAUGUUUCCCAUCCAGAAACAUGCCUUUCUGUUUAUUAGAAUAUUAUAUUUCUGUGAAAAUUUUUCUAAUUUUCUUCACUUGUUUUACACAAUUUUGUUAUUGUAGUUUUUUCCAUUAUAUUUUUAUAGUUGAUUAUUGCUUUUACAUGGGAAAGUUAUUUUUAAUUAUAUAUUUGUAUAACUAGUCACCUCACUGAAUGUUGUUAAUUUUCAAUAGUUUCUUGGUUUAGUUCUGUUACAACUUUUGGUAAAAUGACACCAUCUACAAA
Molecule: messenger RNA, 3492 nt
Organism: Nomascus leucogenys (northern white-cheeked gibbon)
Lineage: Eukaryota; Metazoa; Chordata; Mammalia; Primates; Hylobatidae
Gene: ZNF200
Product: zinc finger protein 200
Exons: 5
Coding region: 748-1932 (394 amino acids)
Source: RefSeq, a predicted model, not a curated record